Molecule: messenger RNA, 3688 nt
Organism: Culex pipiens pallens (northern house mosquito)
Lineage: Eukaryota; Metazoa; Arthropoda; Insecta; Diptera; Culicidae
Product: mucin-5AC-like
Exons: 3
Coding region: 2288-3220 (310 amino acids)
Source: RefSeq, a predicted model, not a curated record
AGGACAAAGUUUCACGCAAAUCGAAGAGGGGUCGGAGCAACUUUUCCCGAUUUCGUGUGAGUAGGUAGAGAAUUGCGCACAACAUUUCUCCAAGUUCCCCUUAAGAUUCACUUCAUUGCAUUUGCAUAAACAAAAUAAUCAGAAGCAAACAUAAUGCACUUGAAAGAACCAGGGCAAGGCAGCAAUUCCCAAAACAAAUAAACAACCGUCGUUCCACACCGGCUUCCGAAACCAAUCCACCCAGGUCACAACUUCAAGUCCUGACCAAAUAAAUCAAUUACCCCGUCGCAACAAAUCGGAGCUCGAAACCGGGGACCCCAAUCAAAAACCGCAACCAGCCUCUCCAGUCUGCAACGUUAAAGUUCUGCACUUGAACCCGCUCGCCACGAAAUCUCGCGCGGUCAAUCACGACUUUUAUGUUGCUCGUUUCUGGUCUGGUCCGCUCCGUGAACGGGACGAAAUUGAGACACAUUGUGGCUUGCGGCGAACAAGCCUUGCGCGGACCUGCCACCAAACCGCGCAGCAGCCCAAGAGCACCCAAGAAUUAAUUAAAUAAUUGCAUAUUAAUUCGGCGUGAUUCGAUAAGUUCUCCACUGCUCCGUCCUGGGUAGAGAGCUAGAGUAUCGCUUUGGGCGAUUGGAUUUCGGUUGAUCGGUUGGGCGAGCUGUAAACUGGUUUGCUGACCAAGGCAAAGGGAUUAGUCCGGUUGGGGCCAAAGAUGCGAUUGCAGGCUGUGGUUUGCUGUGCAGGUUGGUUUUGGGGUUGGAGUGGACACACGGUGAGCUUUCCUCGAUUAAAUUGGUGUUUUGUAAUCAAUUAUUGGAUUGGUCCUCUGGAAAUUUGUUCAGUAUUUGCAUUUCUUGUCAUGUUAUGUUCAAACAAUCUAACGACGUGCCACCCGAGUCACGAUGUCAUGGAAUGGGUUUAAAUAAUCGCAUUUACAAGUUUAAAGAAUUUUUCAUUUUUUUUCGUUUAUACAUUGUAUGGCUUUUAUCACCCGGUUUGUCCCUUACCUUGCAUGAUGUAUGUCUCGCUGAGGAAGAAGCGAUUAGUGUAAUUGAUACCUUCAGGCGUGACCAGUGAAACCGCCUGUCAUGGGGUGCGAAUUAUCAUGUCGUCGUAGGCGCCACACGGUGAAGAUGCUCUUAGUCGAUUGUAGUUACAGGCUGGGGAUUGAGCUAAGCCCUUUAAUAACUUUUCAAGAGUGAGAAAAUGCAUUCAAGCGCCAAAAAAACCAGAAAAAUUAAAAAUACACAAUAUUCUACAAAUGUGUUUGAAUAAGAAAAUAAAAUUCACAACAUUUUGCCAAUUUAAGGAAUUAUGUUUGCAUUUUUUUAAGGUUUUUUAUAAUAAUUAAAAUUCAAUUAAAACCUUUUAAACUUGAUCAAAACACGCCACAAGAAGCGAAAAAGAUUGAUUAGCUCACAUCCAAAAAUGGCACAAAGCCAUUCAACUUGCAUAGGUAAAGCGAAGAAGCGGUUAUUAUCUCGUUCCAUAUCCCUUAAUUAAGCCCCCGCACGCACACACACACACAUUCACGAGGAACUAUCUUCAUCAAAGCUGUAUGAAGAUGAGAUGAGAAAAAUUUCCCGCUAAACACGGGUUAUUCAAAUUAUUGCAUUAAUUAAUUGACUCGUUACCUUGGAACUAACUUGCAACGAGUGAGACCCAAUUCCAUAGCUGUGCAAGCUGAUAAUUUAUAGCUGUUUGCGAAAAACUACCGCAAACGCGCUGGGAAAGCAUAAAUUAUAGCUUGGCUCGAUGCAUUUCUAAUCAAUUUCCACUGGAAAGGGUUUUGCUGGCUUGGUUGAAACUGUUUAAUAGAUUAGCUUGAAGUUUCUAUUAAGAGUUGUAAAGUUAUAGAUUGCUUGAAUAAGGAAGUACCAAAUCUGUAUCUUCUACGAGUUUAUCGAUACCAAACUAAAUAAUAUCUGAGUCCAAACUACCAAUCUAAACUACAAAACAACGUUCACAGCAAAAAUCAAGUAAUUUGUCCCAGAUUCGUUCUUACAAACAGGAAGUAUCUAACUCCAAAAUCACCAAGAAAAUCCAUUCACCUUUCUUAUCAGUCGACUAGACUAUUUUCUAACACUCCAGCAGGACUGUCCCCGCAUUCAUAGCUUUGCAGAAGAUAUCUCCGGCUCAGCAAAACUUAAUUCAAGUGUGAACUAUAUUUUCGCAAAAUGGGGUCAAAGCAGCAUCAAACCCUUAUCUUUCUGUAACGGGACCUUAUAAAUGGACACCCAAGGCUACCUUCAUCAGUACAGUUGACAUCUUGCAAGUGAAAAUGUGGUCCACAGCAAUUCUUCUAGCCGCUUUCGCUCUGCUGACGAGCGCUCAGAACGACUUUGAUGCGAUCUUGGGAUGCAAGCAGUACACCAUCACUGGACCAUCGUACAAGAAUCCGAAUCCGUAUUUCGCACUGGAUGAAUUCCAGAACGUCUUGGACGUUGAGGUAGCUGGACUGAAGAUCCGUACGAUUCGUUUGGGUGUCAUGGGAAGUAACGAUGGUGUGAUCAGGCUUGCCCCGGUUGAAGAACCCUAUCAGAACACUAUGAUGGAUGAGAUCGUUAUUUCCGGAUGGAAAAACACUCGAAACGCCGUUCGACAGUACGUUCGAUCCAGUCCGAGUAAAUAUAGUAAAAAUGUGAUCCUAGUAAAUCAACUUAGUGGUGGAAUUCUUUCGCCCAAUAAGCCAUACGUGUUCACCCUUUCAAUCGUGAAUGACCAUUUGGUGACAUUAAGCAAUGAUGGAGAGGUUCUACCAUUCUUGCAGUACACCGAUACAGGAGUUCUACCAAAGUACAUCGGAUUUAGCAACUGGAAUUCCCCCGUUUCCGUGUUCUACGAUUGUCCUCCUCCGACACUACCGACUCCACCAACAACGCAGUCUCCAGCAACCACUACAGCGGCACCGAUUCUAACUUCUUCAACAGCCCCUGAAACAUCCGCUACAGCUACGCCGGUUCUUACUACUACGGAAGCUGCUGUUUCAACCACACCGGUGGAUCCAGUUUCAACCACUCCAGUGGCUCCAGUUGAAUCUUCUACAUCGGCACCGGUUUCAACCACUACAGAAACUCCCGCUUCAACCACCAUAGCGGCACCAGUUUCAUCCAGUACAGAAGCUUCCGCUCCCACCACCACUGCCGCACCGAUUACAACUCCAUCAGCAGAGCCUGAACAGACUCCAGAUCCAGAAAACGGAGGGCAAGAAUAAAUGUUUUGAACCUGUUCUCUUCCCAAAAUCAAUGUGAAUGUUCAGUUCCCAAAAUCGUGAACAAGUCGUCGCUGUCGUGCUAACUUGUCACACGUCGCUUUUUGACGUUCCGAGAAAAACGCGUUUUAAUGUUUGACCUUGAAUAAACAAAAACGAGAGCACGCAAUGUAAACAAUAACAAACACGUUUUGUUUGGUUGACCAUUCUGUGCAUUGUCCUGAAGUUUGGUUGAAUUUGGUUGCUGGAGUCCCGAGUUAUAAUUACACAUGUUUACGGUAGUGGAGUUCGUACUUGUGUCAAACGCGUUCUGACCUGAAAUCCGUUUGCAAUUUGUCGCAUUUGCAGCAAUUUUCAGGCUGUGUCAAAAUAGCACGACAAGGUUGAAACUUUGUUCAUACAAAAAGUGACAAAAAUGCAGGGAGUGUUUUUCGGUUUUUAUUGAAUAUCUCAGGAUUGACAUCAAACUUU